CCAGCUUACAACAAGGCAGCCAUCAUUGCGAAACAUCAUACAAUCAGAGUCUCUAUUGACUCAAAAACUACAAAACGUACAUCAAAACAGCAGUUGAUAUGGAAUUUCAUCAACAGCAGCAACAUUUCUGAAGCAUAUCGGAAAAGAUGGAUAGGUUUUCCAGAAAUAUAUGGAAGCGACUGUCCAAAAGCGUUGAAAACAAAAGUCAAUAACAGCAUAUUUCCUUCUAAAGUGAAGCGGACUCAUCCAGUAGAUAUCAUAGCCGAUGCCUCGGACUGUAAAUCUUUCAUCGAGAAGUAUGGCUACAACAGGUAUCCGGCAGCCUCGCAGGAAGAGCUCGACUUCCCCAUUGCUUUCAUCAUCCUCUUUUAUACGGACCUUGAUCAG
Molecule: messenger RNA, 387 nt
Organism: Candidula unifasciata
Lineage: Eukaryota; Metazoa; Mollusca; Gastropoda; Stylommatophora; Geomitridae
Source: the annotation of a GenBank genome assembly